This is a messenger RNA of Salarias fasciatus (jewelled blenny), 2883 nucleotides long. RefSeq names its product receptor (G protein-coupled) activity modifying protein 2 (gene ramp2). Bases 1509 to 2015 code for a protein of 168 amino acids. Lineage: Eukaryota; Metazoa; Chordata; Actinopteri; Blenniiformes; Blenniidae. The transcript has 4 exons. Gene Ontology annotation, cellular component: membrane; cell surface; signaling receptor complex. Gene Ontology annotation, biological process: regulation of G protein-coupled receptor signaling pathway; G protein-coupled receptor signaling pathway; intracellular protein transport. Gene Ontology annotation, molecular function: coreceptor activity. The record is from RefSeq and is a predicted model, not a curated record.
UUUUUCUAUCAUGUAUCACAAGCUGAUAGCUUGAUGUCUGCUGUGCUGCUACGUUACAUUACAAUGCUCAGGUUCUUAUUUAAUCAGACUCUCUUCUUAAUUCUGUUUAGUUUUUCUGUAUGUUACAGUUCCAAGUAGUGAUUAUAUAAUUGUAUCCACUGGGGGAUUGUUUUGGACCGAGUCCUUAAACCUUUUCUUGCUUGGCCUGGAACUGACAAACCCAGAAAACACAUCUCGGAGAUUGUGCGCGCUGCCAAGACAUCUCCUUGUGUGUAUUAUCACGAGGAUCCAACAUAAACUCCCAGGGAGGUCUCUACCACUGAGGAGUCCACCGCAGUAGACGUGAGGCCCACGACGGUUUGGGGUUAAAGGUUAACCGAAACCUCAUUAUAAGCGGCCCCCACCUGGCUCCUCUUCCUGAAUUUGUUCGUCAUUCACCCCAUGCAGCGUCCGUGAUCAACGCAUGAACUCGCAGUUGUGAAACAACUGGAACCUUGGAGCGGCGCCCCUUUCGCUGUUCCUCAUCCUGUGCCUUCCCUUUUCUUUUUUUUUUUUUUUUCCUCUUUCCCUGACAGUCCCCCCCUCCUUCCCCCUGCUGCCAACUCCCCCCAACUCGGAGCUCCUCCUCUGCUGAAAAGACACAUUUCCUGAUGUCAUUACUAAAUCAAAAUGCUGCUCGGCAAACAGAUGUUGUGAGAGGCCCAACGUGUGGAUUCAGCCACAUAAAUUAACAGGAUGGUCGUGAGAAAACAUGAACCUGACACCCUUCUUCUUCUUUUUCAAAAAUGCCCAAUCAAUGAAGAAAAAAAAACGAGUUCCCACACUUAUAAUGGGGAUUUUUUUUUCUUUUUUUUUUUAUGAGAACGGAAAACGCUGACAGCUUAUUCCAUGUUUGAUGACAUUAACCUAAAUAUGAAAUCAUGGCCGUCUGCACAGCACACCCUUGCAGAGUCACGAUUCCAUCCACCCCGAAAAGCUGAGCCCUAAAUGUUUACUUAUGUUUCCUAUUUGGCGGAGGCAGCCCAAAAGGCAAAUAAAUCACAUGCUGUGAGCCGGCCAGGCCUUCCACUGUGAGAAACUGAGACUAAAAAGCAGAACAAGAGUUAAAGAGUAAAGGGUUUUCAGAUGUGAGUCCAGCCCCAGCCUGGGUGUGCUCCCUUUUAUUUGGGAGAAUGGAGAGGACAAUCUCCGCUGCCUCCACCCCUUUAAAAAAGGAAGGGAAACUUAAAGAAACGUGUCUUGGAGAGGGGAAGAGCCGCUGCCAAGGCGCGGGGCCGUCAGACGGAUCUUCGAAGAACAUCUGGUAACCGCGGGUAACAUUGUUUGGACAUCUGGUAACCGAAGAUCACGCCGCGUCUCGUCCAUCCUGUCCGGCUUCCUGUUAUGCCUCGCCGUGCACGGUCCAGGAGACUCAGGUUUAUUGUACUUGCUCAUCAUCAUCAUCAUCAUCAUCAUCAUCAUCAUCAUCAUCGGCCGGGGAAGCGGCACCUUGACUCUUUUUCUCUGACAUGAUGGGAGGACUCGGUUUCUUUGGGGUAUUCCUGUCCUUUCUCUCGGAUGUUGGCGGAGGCUCUGCCUUAUCAUUUGCUUGUGGAAAUAUUUCUCACAAUUGUAUGGACUAUUGCACUUUCUGUGCUGACCUCUACGCCGGGCCAACGAUGGACUGCCUUUCCACCCUGUUUGAACAUUUGUGCCUGAAAAAAUUCGAGACUGCGAUGGCGCCGCUGAACAGCACUGACUGGUGCACUUGGAAAAAAGUGAACGGUUUGUACAACAACCUGAGCCUUUGCACAGAGGAGACGUCCGACUGCCUCCUGAUCCCGUGGCCCAGCCCUCUGGUGGAGCAGACCUUCGUGGACAUCCACUCCAGGUUUUUCAAGGACUGUCCGUCGGAGGAGCUGAGCGACCCGCCGCCGGCCGUCGUCUUUGCUCUGGUGAUCACGCCCAUCUGCCUGAUCCCCGUCAUGGUGAGCCUGGUGGUCUUCAAGACCAAGGACGGGGACGGGAGCUCCUGAUGAUCCAGACUGACCCACUUCCUCCCGUCUGUGCCACCCCGAGGACCGCUUGUUUACACACAGACUGCUGCUGUGCUUUCAUCUCGCCACUGACCUUGAAGAGGUCCUGGUUUCUCCAACCUGUGCCUCCAAGCUUUUAUUUUUAAACUUUGAAUCGAUUUGGACGAAAACCACAGAGAGCCAAGGAUCAAACCAUCGCCUUUCAAACUUUCAGAAACUAACAAAGACUCGCCGUGGCAGAAAAUCUGUCUUGUACUAUCUCAUUAACACUUUUUCCCAAAAAGGCUGUGACAAAUUUUUUUGUGUUUCAGUCACCUGAUCACCUGAGAUGUGAUGACUGAUUGACGCGGUGCUCACUUCCUGUUUGCACCAAAUGUUGAGAAAACAGAGCUCCGCUCGUCCAGGAGCGGCCAGCGUUCAGGGGUUUGUUGACAAAAGCUGCGCAGCUCGCAAAAUAGAGGGUAAAAUGUACUUGUGUUGACAAAUGGCUGUUUUGUGCUGAAAGAAGACACAGUAGUUUCUAUGACUGCGUUUUCUCAAACGAGAGAGCAUGGAGACGACGUGUGUGAGCUCAAAUGUUCUCAAGUAGGAAUUGGAUAAAUGUGUCCAUGUCUGAGCCACGACAGGGGUCUGCUGCGUGUGUGUGUGUGUGUGUGUAUGUGUGUGUGUGUAGGGAGGACAGGAAAAUGAACAUGGCAUGGAUCUGGUUAUAUGAGUCACGUCGUAUGGAAGGUUUGGGGUCAGAGGUCACAGAUGGGACACAAUGAGUUGGGCGUGCCAAAAAAAAAAAAAAAAUCAAACUGCUUUUCUAUUUUUGAACAGUGGAAAAGUCUUCCAGUUCCUCCUCUCCAUGCAAACAAUGGCGGUC